This is a messenger RNA of Dujonia railenensis, 741 nucleotides long. Lineage: Eukaryota; Fungi; Ascomycota; Pichiomycetes; Serinales; Debaryomycetaceae. The record is from the annotation of a GenBank genome assembly.
AUGCAAAGAACCUUGAUUUCAUCCUUAGCAAGAUCCGCUAGAUUGGCUAGAUCUACCGCUCCUGUUGGUGCUAGAGUCGCCCUCAGACCGAUGGCGGCAACUUUCCCAAGCUCCAGAUUUGUUCGUUUCGCAUCGACCGAAGCCAAACCAGAAGAACAGAAGAAGGAAGCUACACUGGAACAAGCUAGUGAAACUACUGAAGAAACCAAGGCUGAAACUGAAGCUGAAGCCGAGACCCCAGAACAACUGGCUAUUGCUGAAUUAGAAGCUAAAUUGGCCCAAAAGGACAAGGACUUGGCUGACAUGAAGAACCAUUACGCAAGAGCAAUUGCUGACUUCAGAAACUUGCAAGAAUCCACCAAGAAGGAAGUCCAAAAGGCCAAAGAUUUUGCACUCCAAAAAUUUGCCAAGGACUUGUUAGAAUCUGUCGAUAACUUCACAUUAGCAUUAAGUGCUGUUAAGGAAGAAACUUUGAGCUCCAACGCCGAAGUUAAGAACUUGUAUGAUGGUGUCGACAUGACUAGACAAGUGUUUGAGAAAACUUUAAAUAGACACGGUAUUGAAAAGAUAGACCCAAUGGGAGAACCAUUCAACCCAAACCACCACGAAGCUACUUUCGAAAUUCCUCAACCAGAUAAGGAACCAGGUACUGUAUUCCACGUUCAACAGCCUGGAUUCACAUUAAACUCUAGAGUCUUAAGACCAGCCAAGGUUGGUUUAGUUAAGGAUGUUGAAAACUAA